AUGUCCCGCCGUUGCGAGCUUCCAAAAAAUCAACUGAUUGCUGACUUGCGCCGUCUGGUCCCGGACCUCUUUGAUACCUCUGGAGACACCUCCCUCGAUCUGGGGAGCGAGCCUAUGCGUGGCAAAAUCUACUCCAGCUGGCGGCUUUGGAAGAGACACGCAGAAAAGACAUCUCCCAAUACCUUCCACAAAACACUCCUGCGAACCCUCGGGGAACAGCAGCAUCGGCAGUUGAAGGAAGCCACUUCCUCGGGAGAUGACCAACCCGUUCCACCAUUGCAGCACCAUGAAUUCACCGAGGCUUGUCGCCAGCUGAAAGAAUCGAUCGAGGGGGAACGCGUGUCCGCUUCAUUUGCCUGCGGUGGUACUAUUCCCAUCAGAAGCACUUCCAUGGCAGUAGAUGAGUCCUCCACACGUCGCACCUCGCUGCCGGUUCAUAUCUUCUGGACGAAGGAAAAGAACUCCAAUAACGCGCGGAGAUUGGUGCUCCCACUCAGCGACACUGACGAGUCAAACAAAAGCAUACUCCGACAGCUUGUCAUGGACUGCUCUCCUGCUAGCUUUGGAAGGGGAGACCAGGAUGUGCUGGACCCGAGCUAUCGAAAGGCCGGCAAGCUGGAUCUGGACAAUUCGCUAGCAGUUUCAACCCAGCCGACUUUGGCAUUCUGGAGAACAUCGAGCAGAUUCUCCUGCCAAACGUCAGCUUACUCCGGGCCUUCUGGCCAUUUCCGUAAACAUGUCGAUACACCUCGUUCCCCAAGCCAGAUCGGCUCGCUUGUCGUCUGCUUGCCGUCGCCGUUCAAAGGAGGCAAUCUGAUUGUCCGCCAUCACGGCCAGGAAGUCGACUUCGACUGGAGCCUGGCAAGUGCCUCGACCAUCCAGUGGGCGGCAUUCUACAGCGACUGCGAGCAUGAAAUCAAGACAAUCACCGAGGAGGACCGCAUCACUCUCACGUAUAAUCUGUACGUCACGGAGCCAGUGGGAAGUGCCAUCUCACGCAGCCCGAUCGUUGAGCCCCAAACCCUUCCGUUGUACGGAUAUAUCCGCGAUAUGACCAAACAGCGUUGGUUCAUGGAAGAUGGUGGCGUUCUCGGGAUUUUCUGUUCUCAUGCCUACGCCCAUAACUCGGACGUGGCGACCGAGAGUCUCCCAAGGGCGCUGAAAGGCUUCGAUCUGGUUCUCUACUCCAUAUUCAAGUCUCUUGGUUAUGAAGUGGAUAUCUUGCCAGUCAUAGAGCCUGGGGGCGAUUAUGACACCACCAAUCCACAGCUGGGACUCGAGGGAUCUGUUCUUGGGAAACGGAAAUGGGAUUAUAUCUCGACAGACCGCUACGAUGAAUCGCCGCCAUACCUGGAACAUGGACAGACAUUGGAGCAGGAUUACGAGAGAGUGUUAGAUGGCGACUUUAGAGAGUGCGACGAUGUAGAGAAGCGCUGGAAAACGCUGCUCUAUGCACGACACGUGAAGGGGAAGACGGACAUGGCUCAGACUGCUCAAGAGAAGGGGCUCACCGAAAUCGUCGACAGCUACAGCCGAAUGGCAAGGGUUGGUAAAUGGCUCAAGCCCUACUCUACCACGGACCGGGGGGAAGAUGAGGACAUCGACGAGGUGGCAAGACAAGUUUGGCCAUUUUCCUACCUUCCCGGUAUUACCUGGCUUACCGGACCGAAGCACGAGGAGAUGGCGUUCAGUCAGAUCGUUUAUGGGAAUGAAGCGGGAAUUGGAACGCGUUACUCCUGUGACGCCAUCUUUGUCAUUAUUCCGCCCUGGGAGAAGAGAGCGCAGCUGAGUUGGAAGGACAGAGCUGCCAGUCAAGGUUGA
Rasamsonia emersonii CBS 393.64 is the source of this 1821-nucleotide messenger RNA. RefSeq lists its product as uncharacterized. The coding region runs from base 1 to 1821 and encodes 606 amino acids. The record is from RefSeq and is a predicted model, not a curated record. The transcript has 5 exons. Lineage: Eukaryota; Fungi; Ascomycota; Eurotiomycetes; Eurotiales; Trichocomaceae.